AUUUACUUAGCCGGGGCCAAUGGGUGCUCACAAGAAGCCUGCAAUGGCCAAACGCCAGAAGAGCAAUGAUGACUUCGAAGGCCUAGCCAAGGCUUUGAAACCUUGGGCGAAUGAUCGAGAUUUCGUGAAGUACACCAUUGACAAGUCCAUGAAGAAAAAAGAGAAGCAUCACCUUGAGCUAUACGUGAACCAUUUGAAACGCAUCCAGGAUGUAGACCGGACCUUCAAUUUCUCUCUGGCCACCAUUACCAGCGCUUUGCACACAGUCAACAAGGAGAACGGCGUGGUUGAUGAGAAAGAGGAAGAUGGAUGGUGCGCCAAUCGAGCUCUACGUCUUGCUGCUCUCUUUCGCCAUACAGCGCAGGAGGCCCUCAAUUGCAGGAAGUGGAUGCCUAAGGAGAUGUGGACUGGGGACGAAGCACGCCGUCGUCGACCAAAAGCUGACCCAGCUCCUGAGGUAAAGGAGUCAGCUGAAGUCUUUGGAGAAGUACCGGACUAUGAAUCCUUCGUGGACACGCAAAUCAUGCUUCGCCCCGUGAUUCCGACCGGCGGCAGCCAGCUCACUGAUCCUCGGGUGGAGCCUCGAGAGCCUGCCGCCAGCGCAAGCGAUCGAGGCACAAACAAAAGGGACCUAGAACGACACGUGGUACCGCCUGAACAGUUGGCAUCACCUCGACCAAAGGUGCCAGCCGAACCGAGUGCAAAGGAGGAAGAAUCACAAGAAGUUCACCAAUAUGAAUUUGGGUGGUGUGAAGAGAGCUUACGCAUGUGGCGAAAGCAAAUCUUAGGUCCAAAGAAAAGGGGCCCCAUUGAAUUCUCCAAAGUUCCAACCGUAGACGACUCUGCGGACGGUGACGCGCCCGUCGUGUGUGUCUUUGGGGAUGGUCAGAAGGCUGAAGUUUCGCAUCUCACCAUGGACCCUCUUCUGAUUUCUGUUCAUGUUUUUCUGACAUAUGUGUUUUUAUGUCCUGUUUUUGAGGUGUCCCGGUUUAGCUGUUUUUUCAUGCUUUAAGACCAUCUGUCGGACACCUUCGAAUGUGCAUUCCCGUCAUCGCCCUCUGUUCCCAAGCCCCCCAAUUAGGAAACAUAUCGUCUCUUUCUCCCUGUCUAUAUACUCUGUUAUGUUAAUUAGUAUAAUAUGUAUACAUGGGUGUUUUGUGGCUCGUGGGUUUGAGACUACCGCGAUAGCCUGCUGACUUCCCCUGGUUGCCGCAGCUUGAGCCUUCAUUCCAAGUAAGGAAGACUUGGCCAUCAAGUUGGGCAAGAAGAGCAAACUGGCCUCGACCGUUGUGCCACCGGCUGGCGAACCGAGUGAGCAGCCAGCUUGGGAACUUGAUCCAAUUUCCAAGGACCCACGGAUGAAGAGAAUGAUGAAAGAAGAAGUUGCUGAGGGUGAGCGGGGUUCUUUGAAGAUUCAGCUCAAGCCUCAAAAGGGUAGAUCGGCUAUAGUUUCAAUGCUCUUCAAGGGCCUAGAAGACAAGAAGUUCUCCCAAAAGAGUCAAGUCGUCGUAAAGCCACCAACUAUUUUGGCAGUCGAUGCUAUGGUCAUUGUGAAAUUCUUGUCUUGCAAAUUUAUGGAUGGGGAGAUUGAUCUGGAGGCAAUGAAGGCCGCGAAAUAUGACCUGUUAGAGGCACACCAGCAGGGAAAGCUCCUAGACCGCUUGAAGUCUGAGCUAGACCCAAACAACCCAUCCAACCAAGAGUUCUUGGGUAUUGUAGAACUGCGGCAAACUUUGACUUUGGACACUUCGGGUGGACAACAUGAUGGUCGAGCGGAUGGGAAGCCUACACCUGGGACAGGCAAUGCUGGCACCGCGGCCUCCUGAUCGAUGCUGACUGCUGUAGCGUCAGUUGAUUGGACACUUGGGGACCGCUAUAUGGCCGGACCUCAACAGACGCACACCCCGGCCAGCCCUAUAGAUAAAUCGCUUCGGUUCUUGAACGAUGUUUCCGAC
Messenger RNA from Durusdinium trenchii, 1955 nucleotides. The record is from the annotation of a GenBank genome assembly. Lineage: Eukaryota; Dinophyceae; Suessiales; Symbiodiniaceae.